AUGCCAGCAGCCAUUCGUAACUCCCUGGACUCCUCCGCCUUCCUCCGCCUCCGCUUCUCUGGGCUCAAAACAGAAGAUCGGUUCCAACUUGGCCAUCGCUUACUGAUGCCACGCCGCGCAAAAAGGUGCCACAUUCUUUGCAUGAGUGCAGUGGCUGCCGGGCUCGUGGCAAAAAGCCGGCUCUUUGGGGCAUCCUUUGCCGGCGCAGCCCGUGGGAUUUCAAGCCGCAAUGCGCUUAGGCCAGGAGGCCGUAUCGAUGUGCUCUCCAGGCAUUUGGACAUGGCCCCCGCCGGGCUGAAAGGCAGCGGGGCACAGAUGGCCAGUCGCCGUGGCAAAUCCCGAGCCGCCAUCGUGGCAGCCGCCACGGCCGCCGGCAUGGCGGCAGGAGGAGUACUUGUGGCAGAUGGACCGAAAGAAAAGGAGCUCAGCUUCGCACAAAUUGCCAAAUUGCCACGUCCAGGUUUUCAGACGAUCGGCGCUUCAAGCUUCCUGCCAGAUGGCUCGCACGUGCUCUAUUUGAAGAGUUCGGAAUACGGAAGUUUGUCGCGGCAGCUCUAUGCGACGGAUGUGUCAACUGGAAAAACUGUGGCUCUUGCGUGUACACCGCCGGGGACAGGUGAGGAGAAAGAGCUCUCCCUUGAAGAGAAGCUGCGCAGAGAGCGAGCACGACAGAUGAACACAGGUGUGACCUCCUUCAAGAUCGCCGGUAGUGGCCAGGGGCUUGUGCUGGUGCCAAUGGGAGGAGCCUUGUAUGUCCGGGAGGGUAUUGAGGAAAAGGCAGAACUGAAGCGGCUCUUUGACCCCUCCGAGUUGGGUUCUGGCCCAUUCAUUGAUCCCCAGAUUUCUGACGAUGGAUCGCUAGUUUGCUUCGUCUGGAAGGACGAAGUCUACUGCGUCCCGGCCGAUGGGUCGCACAAGCCACGGCAGCUGACGGCGGGGGCGCGUGGAACGGGCAAGACGCAUGGCUUGGCCGAUUUCUUGGCGCAGGAGGAGUUGGACAGGUUCGAGGGUUUUUGGAUAUCACCAGAUGGUAGUAUGGUGGCCUAUGAAGAGGUCACGGAAGCUCACAUCCCACAGUUCCGCAUCAUGCAUUCAGGCUCCAGUGAUGUGGGUGAAAACGCUCAGGAGGAUCAUCGUUACCCUUUUGCGGGCGAGGAGAAUCCCAAGGUGAAGCUUUGCGUGGUCUCCGCGGCGGAGGACUCCGGCGAUGCGGCCGCCGGCAGCCCACCGAAGGUCACCAGUUUUGAUCUCGCUGGACCAUUUGGUGAGGAUUUCUACCUGGCGCGGGUGCAAUGGAUUCCGGAGGGAUCCAUCAUUGCUCAGGUCUUGAACAGGGAACAGACAGAGAUCGCAGUGUUGAAACUGGAUCCAAAGACCGGGGCCAUCCGCACUCUUCUCAAAGAAAAGACGGAUGUAUGGAUCAACGUGCAUAACAUGCUGAAGCCCUUGGAGAAUGGACGCUUCCUUUGGGCCAGUGAACGUAGUGGCUUCAGGCACCUUUACAUUUAUGGACCUGAUGCUUCGGGAGAGGCGACGCUAAAGCCAGUCACUGGUGGCGAAUGGCAAGUGGAAGAGGUUGUUGCUGUGGAUGAAGAGAAGGGCUAUGUCUAUUUUAUGGGCACUUCCGAAGGGAAGUGGCUGGGAAGACAUUUGUUCAAGGCAAGUCUUAAGGAAGGCCCUUCACAGAAGGUGCAGCAGAUCACCAAAGAAGCUGGAAUGCAUGGUGUGGUGGUGGACAAGCAAUGCAAAUUUUUCGUGGACACAUCUUCGGCGAUGGAUCGCCCAGCCUCAGCCAAGCUUCGGAGCUUGGAGGAUGGACGUGAGGUCUGUACCAUCGACAAGAAUGAAGAUCCUCUGAUUCCGACAUUGAACCUGAAGUCACCAGAGCUCUUCACGGUUCAGUCCACAGACAAAAAGGUAACAUUGCAGGGCGCCGUUUACAAACCGGAUCCGGCAAAAUUUGGACCUGGACCUUACCCCACAGUGGUAUCGUGCUAUGGAGGUCCACACGUUCAAUUCAUCUCCAACAACUGGGGCAUGACAGCGGAUCUGCGGGCGCAGGCCCUAAGGAGUAAAGGCUUCCUGGUGGUGAAAUGUGACAACCGCGGCAGCAACCGUCGAGGUUUGAACUUUGAAGGAGGAUUGAAAUUUGACAUGGGAAACAUUGAAGUAGAAGAUCAGGCUACGGCAGUGCGAUGGUGCGUGCAGAAGGGAUUGGCCGAUCCAAAGAGAGUGGCCAUCUAUGGCUGGAGCUAUGGUGGCUACCUGAGUGCCAUGUGUUUGGCCAAGGGCAGUGACGUCUUCAAAUGUGCAGUGGCGGGAGCACCAGUUACAAGUUGGGAUGGCUACGACACCUGCUAUACAGAAAGGUAUAUGGGAACACCCAAGAGCAAUGAGAAAGGCUACCAAAGCAGCUCCGUGAUGGAACAUGUCAGCUCCAUGAAGGGAGAUUUGCUGCUUGUGCAUGGAUUACUCGAUGAGAAUGUUCACUUCCGUCACACAGCACGGUUGAUCAACGCACUGAUCGCUGCGCAAAAGCCAUAUCAGCUGCUGCUGUUUCCCAAUGAGAGACACUCCCCAAGGAGUCAAAAGGAUCGAGAAUUUAUGGAAGAGCGCAUCUUCGCCUUUAUCCAGAAAUCGCUGGCCUGACAUGGCUAACAGCUCCGCGGCCCUUUCGAAAGCAUCAAAGAUUUCAUCAGAUGGA
This is a messenger RNA of Cladocopium goreaui, 2704 nucleotides long. The record is from the annotation of a GenBank genome assembly. Lineage: Eukaryota; Dinophyceae; Suessiales; Symbiodiniaceae.